Gongylonema pulchrum is the source of this 222-nucleotide messenger RNA. The record is from the annotation of a GenBank genome assembly. Lineage: Eukaryota; Metazoa; Nematoda; Chromadorea; Rhabditida; Gongylonematidae.
GAGGAUACAGUGAGUGUAUCGGUAGCAGUGAUCGAACAGAUGGAAGUUCGUCCGGAAGCUUUAGAAAUUUCCAGUAUUGCAUAUAUGAUCAUAAUUGGUUCAUCGGCUAAUAACUUCGUGGAUGGAAUGAGCAAUGGAGUGGCUUUUGCUAAAUCGUUGGGUGAGGGUCUGAGUAUAGGGAUUGCCUGUAUCGCGCAGCAGUUCCCACAAGAAUUAGGUUAG